AUGUCGGCAGUCAGGGUGGUGAUGGACUCCAUGGCGGUGAUGUCGCUCACGACACUCAAGCUCGAUAUCUUCAGAACCAUCUUCGACACUUGCGUUGAAAUGUCCUAUGAUAUGGCGCCGACGGUGCGAGCGGCGACGAUGAUGGCGUCUCUGGCUGUUGUUCGUCCUGAGCUGCUUGAAGAUGUUCCAAUUCCAUACAAAUAA
Messenger RNA from Fusarium verticillioides 7600, 204 nucleotides. RefSeq lists its product as hypothetical. Lineage: Eukaryota; Fungi; Ascomycota; Sordariomycetes; Hypocreales; Nectriaceae. The transcript has a single exon. Bases 1 to 204 code for a protein of 67 amino acids. The record is from RefSeq and is a predicted model, not a curated record.